ACCCCGAGGAGGGAAAGAAAAACGACACCCAUAACUUUCUCUGAGAACUGGGAGAGGGGGGGAGAGAGAGAGGCUUUAAUUCGAACGCUGUUGCCUCCUCUCCCUCGAGCCCUACAACAUAGCGGCAUCGGCAUCACGCCAGGCCCAACCGCCGGGGAUCGAAUCCUCCGCUCUGGCAACCCGCUUCGAUCGCGCCUCCCCUUUGAGGUGGUUGAUUGCGACUGUAAGUAGCUGCCGGUCUUCUGCUUUUGGAGCAAUACAAGGUGUAGUGGAGGAUUCUGUACCUAUAGGUUUCCUCAUGGCAUCAGUUACUUAUAUUGAUGAUAGCCAUGCUGAGGUUAUUGAUCCUCCAAAGAAUGAGGAGAUGUUGGAUGUCACUGAACUUGUUGGUGAUCAUAUUCAGCAUUCACCAAAAUCAAAUGUGACAAGCUAUGGCAAUGUGCGUGAGCUACUGGAAUGCCCUGUGUGUUUGAGUGCCAUGUAUCCUCCAAUUCAUCAGUGCUCCAAUGGACAUACUCUGUGUUCUGGAUGCAAGCCAAGGGUUCACAAUCGCUGCCCAACAUGCAGGCAUGAACUGGGUAACAUAAGAUGUCUUGCUCUGGAGAAGGUGGCUGCAUCGCUAGAGCUUCCAUGCAAGUACCAAAACUUUGGGUGCUUGGGCAUAUACCCUUACUAUUGCAAGCUGAAACAUGAAUCACAAUGCCAAUACAGACCCUAUACUUGCCCAUAUGCCGGAUCUGAAUGCACAGUUGCUGGUGACAUUCCCUAUUUAGUAAAUCACUUGAAAGAUGACCAUAAGGUUGACAUGCACAAUGGAAGCACUUUCAAUCAUCGUUAUGUCAAAUCAAAUCCUCAUGAAGUUGAGAAUGCUACCUGGAUGCUCACGGUUUUCAGCUGCUUUGGUCAGUACUUCUGUCUGCACUUCGAGGCAUUCCAGCUGGGCAUGGCACCUGUCUACAUUGCCUUCCUCCGGUUCAUGGGAGAUGACGCUGAAGCUAAGAACUAUAGCUACAGCCUGGAGGUUGGAGGCAGUGGUCGUAAGAUGACAUGGCAAGGCGUCCCUCGAAGCAUCAGAGACAGCCACAGAAAAGUCCGGGACAGCUAUGACGGACUCAUCAUCCAGCGGAACAUGGCCUUGUUCUUCUCCGGUGGCGACAGGAAGGAGCUCAAACUGCGGGUCACUGGGAGAAUUUGGAAGGAGCAGUGAAUUGCAACAGCUAAACGCAUUUGUUCAUCUCGGCGCCCAUGAAUCUUGGAUCCAAGAUGAAUAAAAACUAAUGCGUAACCGGAUAGUUGCUGCGAGAACUUAGGACUUGGUAAUCUUGUAGACUGUGAUAGCUGGUUAUCGUGUGGUACUGAUGUAGAACCGAAGGCAAAUCUCUUCUUUGCUUUGAACCCCUCAAGAGUUGAUCAUAGCGCCACCAUAGGCGAACCUUGACAGCGACUCGGGGAAUGUAAAUGAUGUUGCUCGGCUCCUCUCUCUAUGAGACUCAUUCUAUAUCAGCCCACCAUUGUUUCUGAAUUCUGGAGAUGAACUAGCACUACUAAAUCUGCAGCAGCUGGUAUGUCAUGCUGGUGAGAUUUGAGAGCA
Molecule: messenger RNA, 1591 nt
Organism: Phragmites australis (common reed)
Lineage: Eukaryota; Viridiplantae; Streptophyta; Magnoliopsida; Poales; Poaceae
Product: E3 ubiquitin-protein ligase DIS1-like
Exons: 5
Coding region: 299-1207 (302 amino acids)
Biological process (GO): multicellular organism development; ubiquitin-dependent protein catabolic process
Cellular component (GO): cytoplasm
Molecular function (GO): zinc ion binding; protein binding; ubiquitin protein ligase activity
Source: RefSeq, a predicted model, not a curated record